GUCACUUUGACUUAGGGAGUUCAAUGACUUCAUUUGCUAGCAACUCGUCUAGAAUCCUAGAAACAUCAGUCGGAAAAAGGAUAUACCCUUGCUUGUAACUCUUUCAAGGUUGGUUGAUUUUUCACUUCUUGUAUUUAUUGCUUUAGAGUUUUCUCUUUCAGUUUUUGUCUUGUGGAUGCCUUCUUAGAACUCAUAGUCGUCACUAUAGAUUCCCCAAUUUGGUCCUCUGAUGAGUCAUUGAAUUUUGUGACUUCUUUUCUAGAAUCAAAAAUAGGUGACGCCAUUCUAUGACUUGCAAUGCUUAACUCCAUGUCAUGAGCGCGCGUAGCUAAUUCUUCAAAAGUUCGAGGCUUAAUUCCUUGGAGGAUAUACACAAGGCCCCAAUGCAUCCUUUGAAUGCAAACUUCAACCGCGGAAGUUUCAGAGAGUUGAUCCUUGCAAUCAAAGCUCAAUGUUUGCCAACGAUUUAUGUAGCCCACUACAGGCUCAUCUUUACUUUGUCUUAUGUUUGUCAACUCCAUCAUGCUAAUCGUACGAUGGGUGCUGUAGAAAUGAUUUAGGAACUGACUUUCUAGUUGCUCCCAACAAUCAAAUGAUUCAGACUCCAAGUCCAUGUACCAAUCAAAAGCGUUGCUUUUCAAAGAGCGAACAAACUGCUUGAUAAGAAGAUCACCAUGUGUACCAUCACUGCUAUAAGUCUCAACAAAAUGAGCGAUGUGUUGCCUUGGAUUUUUCUUUCCAUUAAAUUGUUAAAACUUUGGCGGUUAAUAUCUAAUUGGCAUCGGUAAGCCCUCAAUUCGCUUAGAAUACGACUUUGAGUAUCCUACGAAACUUUGUGAUAGACCGUCAUAUUGUGCCUUAUGGUAUUUCCAAUCAUAUGUUGCAGUUGUUGAACUGUUAGAGUAGCAACCAAAGUAGACUGAUUUUCUUUUUGAGAUUUAAUCCUGCUAGGUGACUUAUCGAUAUCCUUAUUUUAUAGAGUAAAGCCGGGUGGAUAAGCAGGGUCGUGGAUCGAUUCUCCAAGGGCGAAGGACUCCAACUUGUCCAUCAGUUGAGCGAUUUGAAGAUCUUUAUCCUCGACAAAUUUCUUCAAAACUUCAAUGGUUUGUUCUAUUAUUGCGAACUUCUUAUCCAUAUCAGUUGCGUCGGCCAUCAAGGGGUUGACCUUUGUUGAAGCUGGUGAAUCAGCCGAAUCUUUAGAUUCACUAAAAUUGACGCCAGUAUGAGAGAAUUCAUUACAUAGCAAGGACGUCUAAUUGCCCCCAGGAGCUGCAAUUUCAGCCGUCAUAUGAGAUUUGCUCUUUUUUGCCUUCUCCAAAAAAGUGAAUUAUUCAGAUCCGUCCCAACUACUGAUCUUAAAUUUGCGCUAAGUGGGGGGACCAACAAGGUUGAGCUCAUCAGAUGUGGUAGUAGCAGAGUUCUUGCAUGAGAAAUCUUUCGUAUUUUUGAAGUCCAUAGCAGUAGUUGAAUUUGAUUUGUAGGAAAAAGAGAUGGAAAGCAGAACUUGUCCCACUGGGCGUGCCAAAAUUUGUUUGCAAUAAAUUUUCUUGGUGCGGAAAAUUAAGUGCAAGCAAAAAUAACAAUAAAAAAAAGAAUAAUUUUAUUUAAAGUAAUCUUGUGAGUACAAUUUUUUAUUCUCUCGAUUCUUCUCUCCUAAGUUUUUCUGUGAUUCGAGGGCUUUUUGUAGCGUAAUUCUCAAACUUUCGGAUGAUUUGAGCCUCCUAGAAAUGCGUUUGGAUCUCCAGGAAUAUCAGAAAGCACUUCAUCUUGUCGAAUUGAUCUCCGAGCAUAACUUCGUAAGUCAAUUCUUUGAAGAGCUGUGUAGUCAAUGUAGAGCUUUCUCCAAUGCUUGCAGAAUGACCUCAAAAAAUUAUGUAAACCCUCUUAUUUAUAGUUGUAGGGGGUAGGCAGUCCAAAUAUAAAUAACCUCUUCUACCUCAUUCUGAUUGAACCAUUCAGUUUUCAAGCUUAGCAUAUGAUAAGUUGCUUGUGAUUGGCCAAAAAUAUGUUAUUUGAGACACUUGACGAUGUUUUAUUAGCUCUUGAACUUGACUUGGAUUGCUGAGAUGCCACGUUACUUGACACGUGGCAUAAGUUUGGGCCUCAAGGUGAGAUCGACCCUGAAGUCCUUAAUGAGGAAUAAAAUGGGUUUAUUAUUUUUAUAGCCCAAAAUGAUUUUAGACCCAAUAAAAUAUAGGUCAAAUCCAAAUUUUAUAUGAAUUUGACCCAAUUAAUUUUACGUGUCUACAGUUUGCAUCUUAUUUUUAAUUAAACACAUAAGGUAUUAUGAAUUUUUUUGCCAUUGUUGUAUCUGGUACACAAUAUAAUUCUUUUUGCAGGGGUGGAAUUGCUAAAUAUCAAUAUUUUUAAGUUGUUACUGUCCGUUUAUUGGUGUUGCAAAUGCAUAAGAAAUGCAGACAAUACCCAUCCACAAUUAUGUUAUUACUCUUUGGAGUUUUACCAUUUGUAGUUUAUGCCCUCCCGCUUCAGUGUGCAACCAAGAAACCUUUCUCUGUCCCUAAUUCAGAAGUUUAUACUUAAAAAAUGGAGGAGUGUUCGAGAAUCAGACCCCCGAAACUGUGGCCAAUCCUUGUUGUGUAGUUCUCAUGAAUGUAUUUCAGGGCCUUGUAACGCAAAAAAUGAAUCUAUGGUGGAUUGCCUACUGGUGACCUUGAAGGAUUUUGUGGGCCAAGAUCAUAUAUGCAAAGCCUUUAGAACUUUUUCUCUAAUUUGGACUCAUAUCUCCUCUCAAACCCCUUGUGAUGUCGUUAUAGAGUCAUUAUCAUCUUUUUCAUCAUGUUGUACUAAUUUUAAGAAACUCUCUGAAAGGAAACAUAUUCAUGCCUAUAUUAUUAAUUUAGGCAUUGCACAUAGUUGGAAUUUGGUGCCAAAGAUAAUUACCUUCUAUACGACCUUUGGUUUACUUGAUGAUGCUCAUAUAAUUGUUGAAACUUCAAAUAUUUUGCACCCUCUCCGUUGGAAUCUCCUUAUGUUAGGGCAUAUAGAGUUUUGAUGAUAGAUAUGUGAAUAAAAUAUGUUGUGAAAGCUAGUCCAUUCCAAGUGCCCAAAGCAUAGCUGCAGGCAAGGUUGUUGAUAAAUGAUAUUACGCAAAAACAGGAGUGGAUAAAUAUCAUGCACUCAAAGUUAUCACAUCAGUGAAAGCAGAUGAAAAGGAGAAGAAAAUUGCAGCAUUCAGAAGUUUAGUUGAUCGAGGAGUUCUAAAAAAAUGAAGCAGAGUUGAUUUAGGAGUUCUAUAAGAUAAAGGAAAAGAGUUCUACUCAAUCUAGGAGAGUGAGAGGCGGCAACAACAAAAGAGUGAAACUACCUGAGAGUCCUACGGACAAUAGAAGAUUACAUAAACUAAAGGACUCCAUCUGGUGCAAGAUUAAAUAGAUCAAACAACGUUCAAGUGUUUCACUCAUGCACUGAUAAAAUAAUCAACAAUCAACAAAAUAGUUCAUUUACGUGGAGAAGAACCUGGUCCUUUACUUAGCAAGUCUUAAACUGUUUGUAUUAGGUAGGUUCUUUGAGUUGUAAUGAGUUAUUCUUCUAGUCUUAGUGAUCUAUAAACUGAGUUAGGAGUUGUGUCUUCAAGUUAGUGAACUCAAAGACUUGGGAACACUUAUCUUAGGAAGAUUUGUGUUUUUGUAGUAUAGGAUUAGAAGUUUUAAUUCCUAUUUUUACAAGAAGUCUUGUAAUAUUGUUGAUUGUUGAGGCUCAAGAGUUAUAGUGGAGUUGGGGUUAAAUCCUAUAGAGGUACAAGUCGUGGUUUUUUACACUUUUCUUAAGCCGGAUGUUUUUCAUGUAAAAACACUGUGUUCAGCUUUUACUUCUAUGAACCACAUUUACUUACUUGUUCCAUAGAUAGGGUAACCAGUAGAGUAAAAUAUUAAAAUUAGUAGGGCAUACACUCUAACACCUUAUUUCUUCUUAUGUUAGAAGGGGACAGAAAGAACAGGCAUUUUUUGCCUAUAGGCAAAUGGUGAAGAGGUGUAAGACCCGAUGAU
Messenger RNA from Capsicum annuum, 4007 nucleotides. Its product is annotated as pentatricopeptide repeat-containing protein At1g22830-like. The coding region runs from base 2474 to 3013 and encodes 179 amino acids. The transcript has a single exon. NCBI's taxonomy places the organism in Eukaryota, Viridiplantae, Streptophyta, Magnoliopsida, Solanales, Solanaceae. The record is from RefSeq and is a predicted model, not a curated record.